ACCUAAACCCUAGCCAUUUACAAAUAACCCAUUGCUGAACCGACUAUUGGUCCUCCAUUUUUUGCCACUCUUACAGCGGCGAAGUAGAUCUUCGUGUUAUCUUCCGCUCACCGAAUCAAAGUGAAAUAAUGGUUAGGGUUAGUGUGCUGAAUGAUGCUCUCAAGAGCAUGUACAAUGCUGAAAAGAGGGGAAAGCGUCAGGUCAUGAUUCGACCUUCCUCAAAAGUCAUCAUCAAGUUCCUCAUUGUCAUGCAAAAGCAUGGUUACAUUGGAGAAUUUGAGUAUGUCGAUGAUCAUAGGUCUGGAAAGAUAGUUGUUGAGCUGAAUGGAAGGUUAAACAAGUGUGGUGUCAUUAGUCCUCGCUUUGAUGUUGGAGUAAAGGAGAUUGAAGGAUGGACUGCUAGAUUACUCCCUUCCCGUCAGUUCGGGUACAUUGUGCUGACAACUUCCGCUGGUAUCAUGGACCAUGAGGAGGCCCGCCGAAAGAAUGUUGGUGGAAAAGUUCUCGGUUUCUUUUAUUGAGUUUGUUAUGUUGACAAGGAUGAAAACUUCGUUUCUGCUGUUUGUUGGCUUUUUACAGUAAAUUAGCUACUUUUUUGUUGGGUUCAUAUCAAUUUUAGUAGGGAUUUUAUUGAAAUUUUGGAGACAAUUAUCAGCAUUUGUUGACAAAAGAUGUUGAUGCUUUUUGUGAACUGUGUGGUAUGUCUAAUGACAUCCUGGUUUGUUGGCGA
Molecule: messenger RNA, 730 nt
Organism: Nicotiana tabacum (common tobacco)
Lineage: Eukaryota; Viridiplantae; Streptophyta; Magnoliopsida; Solanales; Solanaceae
Product: small ribosomal subunit protein uS8z/uS8w
Biological process (GO): translation
Cellular component (GO): ribosome
Molecular function (GO): structural constituent of ribosome
Source: RefSeq, a predicted model, not a curated record